AGUGGAGUAGUGAGUGACUAUCACCCAUAAGUAUUAUAUAUUUGGAAAGUACAAACACCAUCAUGUUCAGUUGGCUAAAAAAGGAAGGCGAGAAAACUGAAAGUAUCGAGAAUGUUGUGGAAGGUCUUAAGAGGAUUUACAAAACUAAACUUUUGCCACUCGAAUUGCACUAUCAGUUUCAUGAUUUUCAUUCACCACAACUAGAAGACCCAGACUUCGAUGCUAAGCCAAUGAUAUUACUGGUUGGUCAGUACUCUACUGGAAAAACGACCUUUAUAAAAUAUCUAUUGGAGCGUGAUUUCCCGGGGAUUAGAAUCGGGCCAGAGCCGACAACAGAUCGUUUCAUUGCUGUAAUGUUCGACGAAAAAGAGAGUGUAAUCCCUGGUAACGCACUAGUUGUCGAUCCCAAAAAACAAUUCCGUCCACUCAGCAAGUUUGGUAACGCCUUUCUGAAUAGAUUUCAAUGUUCUACCGUCAACUCGCCUGUGCUUCGUGGAAUAUCUAUUGUAGACACACCUGGUAUACUCUCAGGUGAGAAGCAGCGCGUGGAUCGCGGUUAUGAUUUUACUGGAGUCUUGGAAUGGUUUGCGGAGCGUGUUGAUCGCAUCAUACUCUUGUUUGAUGCUCACAAAUUAGACAUAUCAGAUGAGUUCAGACGCAGUAUAGAAGCUUUGAGAGGGCAUGAUGACAAGAUUCGUAUAGUUCUAAACAAAGCUGAUAUGAUUGACCAUCAACAGCUGAUGCGCGUCUAUGGAGCGCUCAUGUGGUCUCUGGGAAAAGUGUUACAAACUCCUGAAGUUGCCAGAGUCUACAUUGGAUCUUUCUGGGAUCAACCAUUACGGUAUGAUGUAAAUAGACGCCUCUUUGAAGAUGAAGAACAGGAUCUCUUCAGGGACAUGCAGUCACUCCCAAGAAAUGCUGCUCUGCGUAAAUUAAAUGAUUUAAUUAAGAGAGCACGUCUUGCAAAGGUACAUGCAUACAUUGUCAGCGAGUUGAGGAAAGAAAUGCCUUCCAUGUUUGGAAAAGAUGGAAAGAAAAAAGAAUUGAUUAAGAAUCUGGGCCAAGUAUAUGACCGAAUUCAAAGAGAACAACAAAUUUCUCCAGGUGAUUUCCCUGAUAUUAAAAAGAUGCAGGAAAACUUGGCAAACCAUGACUUCACUAAGUUCCAUCCUUUGAAGCCUAAACUUCUGGAAAUUGUAGAUCAGAUGCUAGCUACAGAUAUUGCUAGGCUUAUGGACAUGAUCCCACAGGAAGAAGUCAAUAUUGUCUCCGAACCACUGAUUAGAGGUGGUGCAUUCGAAGGUGUUGAGGAUCAAGAAUCGCCGUUUGGCUAUGGACGUGGAGAAGGUGUCGACGCUGGCCACGGUGACCCUGAAUGGAUUUGCAGCAAGGAGAAACCUCGCUACGACCAAGUCUUUCAGUCUUUAAACCCUAUCGACGGGAAAGUCACCGGCGCUGCGGCCAAGACAGAGAUGGUGAAGUCGAAGCUACCGAACACAGUGUUGGGGAAGAUCUGGAAACUUUCCGACAUCGACAAGGAUGGAUACCUCGACGAAGACGAGUUCGCACUCGCCAUGCACCUCAUCCGGGUCAAAAUCGACGGCCACGACCUGCCCUCGGAAUUGCCACCACACCUCGUUCCUCCCUCCAAGCGCAAUUGAAAAUUAUCAUAACUUAAAUCAUUGUUAUAUUGCGUUAGAGCGGCACGUUAUAUUGCAUAGGCAUCGUUAUUUUUAUAUUCUUACCUGUGGUGGAAAUAAGAAACAUUAAUUUCUUUCGCAUAAUACAACGCUAAGCUCUGUUUGCAAAUAUUUCUGUGAUUGCUGUAUGUGCAUAAUAAAUGUAAGCUAAUAAAAGGCAAUGGCUUGCCUACCUGUGUUAGUUAAUUGACAAGACAAAUUUGCUGAAUGUUUAGUAAAUUGAUGCGACGAUAGUUGGUCUACUCGAAGACGGUAAUAUUUGUCUUGUCAACGUUAUAAAACGUGUAAUGUCCAUAACAGUCGUAAAAGUGUAAUUAUCCUCAAUGUGUCCUUACAGACGAGUCUGGGUUCUCUGAGAUUGUUCGGCAUAUGUUGCUUUUCAUGAAGAAACUUUCAGAUGGGUGUUUUCUUUCUUGAAAUCAACAUUGUACUAAUACUCGCAUACCAAAUAUUUUUGAGUGUUGCAUUUUCAUCGAGAUAUCAUUUGGAAUUAUUUGCAAUUUAUUGUGUGAUAGAGCAGAGGGCGGGUACAUACAUACAUACAUAUAUGUAAUACACAAUUCACGGAAUAUUAAUUCAAUUUAAUGUCUAUGUGGUGUUCUUGGAAAAUUUUAUGAAAUCGUCUGUGAUUGCUUCCUUGCAAUAGCAAUUUAUCAAUUAAGAAUUGCAUGUAUUAUGGCCGUAUCUAUGAAAUUGCCGUUUUAUAUAGAGAGAAUAGAAAAUUUUUUUUUUUAGAAAUGUAUAAGUGUACUCAUUCUAUUAAUCCAAGUAUUGAUCAUUAUUGUCUAUGCGCUUUUGCCAUUUUAAUGAAAGUUCAUUGAUGAUUGUGCUAUGAAAAUCCUAGGAACGGCAAUCAAUAAAUUGUUUAAAGGCGUUUUUCUCAGCCUCAUCGGAUUUGAAAUUUUUUUGAAGUUAUUCAACUUCCGAAAAAGUCAGUUGGAGCAGGGAUUGGUGAGUAUGAUGGAUAACAUAAGAAUUGUUGUCGUGGAGGAGUGAACUAGACCAAUUGACAAGUGUCGGUUGUUUGACAGCAAGCUUGUCAAUCAUCACUCGCAAUUGUUCAUAGUACACCUCUGCAGUAUUUUUUGUGCUAGGUCUCAAGAAGCUGUAAUGUCCGAUAGGUCGACCGCAUGGUACACUCAGAGCAGUUUCUUCCGACUCAAUUUGCGUUUGGGGCGUGGUUUGACUGCCUCCCUUGUGGCCAAUCAGUACGGCAGACGUUUUUGAUUGUCAUCUAAGACCUACUUUUUAUCACAAGUGACAAUCCAAUUCAGAAUCCCCUCAUUUGAGAGCCUAUUCAUCAAAUUAAACCAAGCUUCGACUCGAUUUUGUUGUUUGUUCAUAUGGCACCCACGUUGUUAGCUUUUUUAUCUUUCCAAUUUGACGCAAAAUCAAUAUCGCUUAUGUUGUUUGAGAUGAAUCUGCUUCCACUAUGCCUUUCAAUUCAUCGUUAUCAACUUUAGUAUCCGGUCGGCUAUGGGGCUCAUUCUCGAGAUCAAAAUUUCUAGAACACAAGCGAUCAAAUCAAAAACACACUGUGCGCUUACUUGCGCUAUCUCGUUCAUACAUAUUGUUGAUAUUGCUUACCGUCUGUGCAGAACACAGAAAUAA
Messenger RNA from Hyposmocoma kahamanoa, 3311 nucleotides. RefSeq names its product EH domain-containing protein 3 (gene Past1). The record is from RefSeq and is a predicted model, not a curated record. Gene Ontology annotation, biological process: endosomal transport; endocytosis. The transcript has 3 exons. Gene Ontology annotation, cellular component: cytoplasm; plasma membrane. Gene Ontology annotation, molecular function: calcium ion binding; protein binding; GTP binding. Bases 63 to 1661 code for a protein of 532 amino acids. Lineage: Eukaryota; Metazoa; Arthropoda; Insecta; Lepidoptera; Cosmopterigidae.